UCCUGCCAAUAACAAAUGACAUUGUACAUUUAUACUGGUACAAUCAUUUUGGAUCUAUUAGCGUCUUGGUCAAGCUGUUCCGGGAACUUGGUGACGUCACUUUUCGGGGCGUGCUAAUCACGAUGGGAACCGUUUAGCAAACGCUAUUGGCUGAUUUCAGAAGAGCGUCGAGCGUGGAUUGGCUUACUGGACUUCAGUCUUAGUUUUUUCACUGCGCGGAUUGGUUUGUUGUCUCUGUGGGCGUAGCCGUGGCCUGAGGUGGGAUAUGCAGGCCGUGCGCCUAAUCAAAUCGAAAUCUGCUCUCUGAGCCAGGCGGCGGCACCACCGAUACUCACUGUUAAUCUACCUCACCCGUUAUUGCUCGGCAUGAAGGGAGGGGGUCUGCAUUGCCGCUGCUCCAAAUGCUUUGCUGCUCCUCCGAGACGGCGAAUAAAGAGACGACCCCGUGUGCUGACCUUGCUCAGUCUGCCGGAAGAUGUUCUUCUCUAUGUGCUGGAAUGCCUCCCUGCUGUGGACAUCUUAUCCAUGCGAGAGGUACAUCCACAUUUGAGGUCCCUGGUGGACUCUCACAGUAGUGUUUGGGCUCGCGCCUCUUUCCAAGACGUCUGGCCUUCUUCUGAAAACUUGAAUCUUUUUGAAAGGGCAGCUGAAUGUGGUAACUUUGAAGCGUGUGUGAAGCUAGGGAUCGCUUACUUGUACAAUGAAGGCCUGUCUGUGUCAGACGAUGGCCGGGCGGAGGUUAACGGACUGAAGGCUUCUCGUUUCUUCAGCCUGACUGAGCGCCUAAACGCUGGAGCAGACCCCUUUGUGUGGCUUUUCAUCCGCCCCCCUUGGUCCUCCUCUGGAAGCUGCUGCAAGGCUGUGGUAUUUGACAGCCUAAACGAGGAGUGUGGGACUGUUACAAGUGGAGAGGGUGCAACAGGGGCUCUUAAAGGAUCAAUUCAGUAUUGUUUGGCAAAAGUUCUGAGCCUGUUUGAGGAUGAUGACAAGAAGAGGGAAGCUCUGGGAAUGCUUGAAUCCUCUGCCUCUAAUGGCUGUUUGCACAGCGCUUACCUACUCUGGGAAACCAAACAGAAAACCGCUUUAUCGGACCCUGGCAGAUACCUCCAGAGCUUUCGGCAGCUACGUGAUUAUGCAGCAAGGGGCUGCUGGGAUGCUCAGAUUUCAUUGGCGAAGGCUUGUGGUCACAAGAAUCCGCUAAACCAGGAGCAACGAUCAGCCGGUGAACUGGUAAACCAAGUGUUCCAGUCAUCUCUGCCUAUCAACAAAAGCAGCAUAUUCACCACUCAGAAGGGCAUGAAUGACACUAUGCGGUACAUCUUAAUAGACUGGCUCGUGGAGGUUGCUACUAUGAAAGAUUUCUCCAGUCUUUGUUUACACAUGACAGUGGGUCUGGUGGACCGGUAUUUAAAGCUGCGCAGCGUCCCACGGGCCAAGCUCCAGCUGGUUGGAAUUGCCUGCAUGGUCAUAUGCACACGCUUUAUUAGCAAAGAAAUUCUAACAAUACGGGAAGCCGUGUGGCUGACUGAUAACACCUAUAAAUAUGAGGACCUGGUUCGGAUGAUGGGAGAGAUCAUCUCUGCACUGGAGGGAAAAAUUAGGAUGCCCACGGUGGUAGACUAUAAAGAUGUCCUGUCUCACCUCAUCCCUCUGGACAGGAACACUUUGCAUCUAUGCAGCUAUAUUUCAGAGCUGUCCCUACUGUAUACAGAGCUGUCUAUGUAUUCACCGGCUCAACUAGCGGCUGGUGCGCUGCUAUUAGCUAGGAUACUGCACAGACAAGCACGUCCAUGGCCUGCCCAACUUGCAGAAACAACAGGCUUCACUCUGGAACACCUAACUCCAUGCGUCGUACUCCUGCACAAGAAAUGCUUCCAUGAUGAUGCACCCAGAGAUUACAGGCAGGUGUCCCUGACAGCUGUGAAACAGCGCUUCCAGGAUGAUCUAUAUGAUCAGAUCAGUAAGGAGAAGCAGGUGAUGGACCACACUCAUCUAUGUGAACUGCUUGGAGUUCCGUGCCAUGAUUCAGAGUCUCCCGCAACUUGUCCAAACGCUGCUGACUUCCAUCAAUUCCUAUGCUCUCCUUCUGGGAACAAAACAAAGAGGCGCAGGGAGGAAAGCAUACAAGAGGAUCGGGGAAGCUUUGUCACCACUCCUACUGCUGAACUGUCCAAUCAAGAGGAGGAUCUGCUCGGCGACUUCCUAGACUGGAGCCUUGAAACCUCCUGUUCUGGUUAUGAAGGGGAUAGGGAAAGUGAAGGCGAGCGGGAAGGAGAAGUAACAGCGCCCAGUGGGGUCCUGGAUCUUUCACUCCUACUCACGGAACACCCGCAGUGUCAGGAUUCCACCACUGAUGAUGACUCUAUCACCCUCCACCCAAUCCCAUUGCUGUCCAAGGCAGAAAAUGGAACCGACUCCAUCGAAGGGUGUGUAGAGAAAAGCUCUGGUUAUUCCUCCGUAAGCAGUGGAGGCAGCCCAACAUCGUCAUCUUCUCCAGGCCUCCCAUUCACCCCAACCCCAGGACUAAACCACAGCAAACUGACCCCUAUUCCCUUUCCCCAGCCAUGCUCCCCUCUCCUCAAGGCAAGCCGCAGGCAAGUGAAGAGGAAAAACCAAGCCCAGCACAGUGAAGAUAACCUCUCUGAUGAACUGUAAUGAACUCAAUCCAUUCUAAAUGUGUGUACAGAGAUGUAUAGAAAUAUAUAUAUAUUUGGCAUUAAAAGAGAAUAUUCUGUAA
Messenger RNA from Xenopus laevis (African clawed frog), 2737 nucleotides. RefSeq names its product cyclin F L homeolog (gene ccnf.L). NCBI's taxonomy places the organism in Eukaryota, Metazoa, Chordata, Amphibia, Anura, Pipidae. The record is from RefSeq and is a predicted model, not a curated record. Gene Ontology annotation, cellular component: perinuclear region of cytoplasm; nucleus; centriole. The transcript is spliced from 17 exons. The coding region runs from base 367 to 2655 and encodes 762 amino acids. Gene Ontology annotation, biological process: negative regulation of centrosome duplication.